AGCAAGAUGUUUCUUGCUCUUAGCUUGUUGGUGUGUUUCCUGACAUCACCAGUAGCAGAAGCAUGCGGCGUGAAACCAUUUGGGUCCCGCAUUGUGGGUGGCGAAGAAGCAAGGCCUAAUUCGUGGCCCUGGCAAGUAUCUCUGCAAUAUCAUGGACGGCACAUAUGUGGCGCCUCCCUCCUAAACGAGAACUGGGUUUUAUCUGCCGCGCAUUGUGUCGAUCAAAGCAGUGAUCCUGGUCGAUAUUCUCUUGCUCUGGGAGCGCAUAGCAGAACCAAUGACGGACAAGUCUUUAAAGUUUCCCGCGUCAUCAAACAUCCUUCAUUCAGUAUGCAGAAUCUGCGUCAUGACGUAGCAUUAUUAAAAUUGUCGCGUGCCGUACAGCUCGGCGGAAAAAUCAACACCGUCUGCCUGCCGAAGCAUGGGUCGCGUGUCACUCAGGGAACAAAAUGUUACGUCACAGGCUGGGGAAGGAUACGGUCAAACUCCAAUGCACUUGCACCUCGCCUUAAACAAGCCUCCGCUCCAGUGGCGAGUCAUAGCGAGUGUCAACGAAAAAAUGGAGGAAUAGUACAUGAGAGUUCGAUGGUCUGUGUAGGAGGCAAAGGGAGCAGUGUCUGUAAUGGUGACAGUGGGGGCCCCUUGUCAUGUUUGGAGGAUGGUCGGUGGGUGGUCCGUGGAGCAGCCUCGUGGGUGACUAGCCGAACGUGCCCUGGUAACACCUAUUCUGUCUAUUCUCGCGUUAGCUCUUACGUAGACUGGAUCAAUGGUUACGUUCAAGGUAAGUGAUAAAGUGAAAAUAGUAAAAGGAUCUAAGAGCAUGCUCUCCUUAAAAUUUAAUUUACAUAGUCAUAUAUUUGUCUUUAGCCGUGAUAAAUCUACUAGCGUUCUAUCACGAAUGCCGUUCUCUGAUUGGCUAAGCUACUCUUUAUAUAUUCUGUUGUAGAUAGUGAGUAACCUUGCAGUGUGUUGUUCUGGGACGGUUCGGUGACGAGGAUUUAGAUGAAGUUUUCAACGACUAGUAGAUUAUUCACUCUACCAUCUGCGCCCUCGUUAACUAUCACGCGAUACUGAGAAAUCUCGAGCACAUUAUCUAAUUGUUAAUUAGCAAAAUGGAACAUAAAUCGUAUAAAAAGCAAAUUGCAAAUUGAAAAAGGUUGGAAAAUGAGGCUGGGCCAGGAAUAGUGAUGUCAUAGUGUUCUCUAAAUAUUGAUUUUGGCUAUAACUCAUUCUUGAAGUAAAACUAGUUACCUAACUAUAACUCCUUCUCACAUUAUUUUAAUUGAUGUGGCUAUGAAAUCAAUCAAAGUAGUUUGUUUAGUAGCCAAGAGAUGUGACCAACUUUUUCUCUCUAGGUGGAGGUGGUGGAGGCGGUGGAGGCGGUGGAGGUGGCGGAGGCGGUGGAGGAGGUGGAGGAGGUAGUGGUGGCGGCGGCGGUGGUGGAGGAAGUAAGUCUUCAAUUUCUUGUUUAAUCAGCACUCAGGAAAUUUCAAUUAAGAUUACGGCAGAGCUAAGUUCAACUGUACCUUGCGCAAGACUUACUCUGUGUGUGUUUUACCCUGUUGCCCUGUAGCUGACGUGCACGAGUUUCGGUGUCCUGACUUAAUUUACAUACUGAACCAACAAUCUCCUACCGCUUGUCGACGACUUUUGCAUAUUUGUAUAUUUCGUAAAAACCUAAGCUGUGAAGAUAAAGAGCAAAAUGUUCUGAUUGGGUGGAAGAGGGUUUUGCUGUGGUAAAUACUAAAACUGCAUGAGAAAAAAUUACAAGAAGAGCUGUAACCUCUGCAAGUUUCUCACAUGGCAAUAGUCUGUCGUAUCUGAAAAAACGGCGAAAAUAUCCAUAGCAUUUAUAAGAUUUCUGACAAUAAAAGGUUUCGUAAAGCACUUUAAAAUGAAAAUUAGCGAUAUGAAAAGUGAACGACG
Molecule: messenger RNA, 1926 nt
Organism: Orbicella faveolata
Lineage: Eukaryota; Metazoa; Cnidaria; Anthozoa; Scleractinia; Merulinidae
Product: trypsin-2-like
Biological process (GO): proteolysis
Molecular function (GO): serine-type endopeptidase activity
Source: RefSeq, a predicted model, not a curated record